Botrytis fragariae is the source of this 3870-nucleotide messenger RNA. RefSeq names its product putative hect-domain-containing protein. The transcript is spliced from 2 exons. Gene Ontology annotation, molecular function: ubiquitin-protein transferase activity. Lineage: Eukaryota; Fungi; Ascomycota; Leotiomycetes; Helotiales; Sclerotiniaceae. The record is from RefSeq and is a predicted model, not a curated record. Bases 1 to 3870 code for a protein of 1289 amino acids.
AUGACUCGAGAUACAUCAAGAGUUCGGGAGGAACGAAGUUUCGACGGCGAUGAUGAUAUCCUUUCAGCCCUAUGGGCCGCUGCUCCUUUUCCAUACCUCCCUCAAGAUGCGCCAGACGAGUUGAAGAAGCUUACGGUAGAGGUUGAGGAUCCAAAGCAAAUAUACGUCAUACACAAUGCAAGCAGGCGUCAUCUCUUUCAUUUAAUGGUAGAAAAGUACAUCCGUCAACUUCGAUAUGGUUGCGAUUCCUCUAUUUGUCAUACCCCAACCUGUUUUACUUGUCGCAAACGUCUUGCCUUGAUCUCUGGCCGCCCAAUAAGGCCAUAUAAUUCGACGAGCGCGAGAAUUCUCGCUGUUCACUUAGCUAGUCAGGACAACCCUGAACGAGGUCUCUGUCACAAUCCUCUCGUAGAUUCACCUAUCCAAUUCAGCAAGCAUGUUAAGGCUACUGCGCGAAGAAACCUAUCCGGAUCUAAGAAAUUACAAAUUAGUGGAGGGGAUACUUUGCAUAUGAACACACUCGGUACAGACAAUGAGAGGAACGGGUCGGAUCGAUUACGAACCCUCAUAACCAGUAUUGGCGAUCCAACUGAGACUAGGGAAUCGAAACCCACCAUACUGAAUGACUAUACCAAGAUCGACCAUAAAUCUUUCAUUCAAAAUGUAUUUGGCACGGCAGCUUUCAAGAUGGUAGAAUGGCUGACACCGAGGAAUCUGGCAGCACUAACAAGACAGGAUGGCACAGUCUCAGAUUUGGAUGCACGUUCCUUACCGCUGGCUCAGUCGACACCAAGUGAUGGUGUGAACACUCCUGCGCAGAAGCUAGAAGGUUCGAGUGGGACAGCGACAGAGUCGUCAAAUGCUACAAAGUUCUCGCCAACCUCUUCAGAAGCCCCAACAGAAGUUUCUGGGUAUUCAAGCCAGUGGGAUAAAAAUGAAAGUUCUAGUGGCAAAGAUGUCCCAGAUACAAGUACAAGGAUAGGGGUGGGCUCAAAGUCGCCUCCUAAUAUACCUAGCGACAUCAAGCCUAGCAUCCAAUCGAGCCCAAAUGCGUUGCAUACCGAAACUACACAUAUCUCAAGUCCGAGGUCUCGAAGGAGGACAGACUCUUAUGAUGCCCAUGUUUCCAAAGGUGUCUUGAACCUUUCGACUUCACCAAGGGCGAUUGACACUGACACUACUUCGCCUUUGCCUCGCCAUUCUAUGCGCUCGAAACCUAAACCUACUCGGCAUACUAUGAUAGCUAAUCCAGUUCUCCAUCUACCUGAAACCGACAUUUCUUCGCCUACAGCACCCCUUACCAGUGCCACAGUCGAACCUUCUGUUUCAGCCGAGCCUGCGACGAAUUCCAAAUUCGAUUCAAAUGCUAACAACGCAAUCGAAAACCCCUCGAUUGAAAGGCAUGAUUUAGAGCCAUCUUUACCUGAUGAAAAGCUACCACAAACACUUUCAUCACUACCUCUUGAAGUGAUUAAUCUGAUUUGUGAUAUUCUGGAAGAUGACAAGACUUGCGAUAAGCAUUCAUUACAUCCUGAUCAAAUCGACGAUGAUUUGAAGAGACAUCAAACACGCAUGAUUCCUUUGCGCCGAAAAUCAAAAUCGGCGAUUCGUUAUCCAAAAUCAACUAAAAAACAAUGGCGUCGCUUCAUUGAUCAGUGUUUGUAUUCUGUCCUUAGUAAGCCCAGUUCUCUCAUAAAGUCUUUCACCACCCAAGAUGGGCAGGUCUUCGAUACACAGACUAUUUGGUACUGUAUGCUACGUAUGACUAGAGUUGCGCCGUCUAUUGUCUUUGAUAGCCUAUGGAUUGCCGCCGGCACACUUUUCAAGCCUCCACAGGAAUUAGAAUGGGCCAAACAGUAUCAUAAUGAUAGCUUGGGUCCAGAUCAAUCAAUCUCAAAAGCCGAUGCAGCUCAAAUAAUAAACAUUUGCUUUCAUGCACUCGUAGCUGCGGCACCACUGUUGAAGGAUUCAAGACAACUAGCAAAUAUGUCUCGUAUACGUUCGUAUGGCAUUACUUUGCCUGGGAGGGAAUCGUUCUCAAUGGAAUCAACCAAACUAUGUCUACAAUAUGACGAUGCGUUCUCGGAUGAACUGGCAUUGAGACUGGCUCGUCGAAUCUUCUCUGCUGUUUCCACAAGACGUAGGUUUUCUGAACUGAUCCGGCUCCAACAAGAUACCAGAGGCGACGAAAAUGAACAAGACGGUGUUUUAGAAAUUAUCCUCGGCACUCUGAAAUAUCUCGAUCUUGAUACACCACCUAUACUCAAUUUCACAGCUCCAGAACAAGAUUUGCACGAGAAGAGAAUUCCUACCUUAAUACUCGAUUGGGCACGAACAGUAAUGAUACAAGAUUGGAAUGGUAAAGGGGAAGUUCCCUCAGAUGGGUCGUUUGGAGGUGCUUUAGAGACUAUUGCGGCAAUAUACAGGAACAGGAAAUCGCUUUUACUGGGAGACAUACAUUUUCGUACAGAAUACUUUUCCGAACGGCUAGAUAGUGUCGCCAUGCCUCUUGAGUGGUUGUCUUUCCAGUCAAAUAAACGUACCGUUCAUUUGCUCGACUAUCCAUAUUUAUUCAAUCCAUCAACAUUAGUCAAUUACUUUCGAGCCAUCAAUUACUCGCGGAUGAAUCAAUCCUACGAAGAAGCAAAGUCUUUAACUACACUUGUUCGUACUCACGAGGGACUGAUCUCCAAUGAAGACUACCGAAAUAGACUUCGAGAUCGUCUUCAAACAGCGACAUCAAGAUUCCUGGCCAUUGAGGUUAGCCGAGAUAAUUUACUUUCAGACGCUUUUGAUGUGCUAUGGCGAAGAGAAGGACGUGAAUUGAUGCGACCUUUGAAAGUGUCAUUUGGCGGUGAGCAUGGGGAGGAAGGUUUGGAUUAUGGUGGAGUUCAGCAAGAGUUCUUUCGAAUAGCCAUGACAGAAGCUAUCAACCCUGAUUAUGGUGUUUUUACGAUUGAUAAUAAAACAAAAAUGACAUGGUUUCAGCCAGGAUCACCAGAGCCGUUAUGGAAAUUCGAGCUUAUUGGAAUGAUCAUAUCUUUGGCUGUUUACAACGGUAUGACUCUACCGAUUACCUUUCCCAAGGCAUUCUACAGGAAGUUACAAGGAGAAAGCAUUACGGAACUUCACCACAUUUCAGAUGGAUGGCCCGAGCUCGCUAAGGGUCUAACAGAUCUGCUAGAAUGGGACGAAAGUAAAGGGGCCGUGGAAGAGAUUUUCUGUCGAACAUACGAAUUUAGUCACUUUCAAUUCGGAAAGUUAAUAAGCCGUGAAAUGACUAGCUCAGCUCAAUGGCCAAAGUUCUCAGAUGUCAACGUUGGCGAAGAUUUUGAGGAUUUCGAUUCAACAGAUGUACCACUGGUCACGAACGAAAAUCGAAAUAGUUAUGUUAGUGAUUAUAUCAAUUGGCUAACAAAUGUAUCCAUUCAACCACAAUUCGAAGCUUUCAAAAAAGGGUUCUUCGCCUGUCUUGAUCCUCGCUCUCUCAACCUUUUCGACGUCGAUACUCUUCAAUCUCUAGUCGAAGGUGUACAAGAAAUUGAUAUCAUUGAAAUGCAACGUGGUGCCAGAUAUACUGGCUACGAGCCUACCGAUCGCGUCAUUCAAGAUUUCUGGUCGGUCGUCAAAGAAUAUGAUUUGGAGAAGAAAAAAAAGCUACUUGAAUUCACGACAUCGUCUGAUAGGGUUCCUAUGGGUGGAAUGAAGAAUUUCCAACUUACAAUUCAUAGGAAUGGAGCGGGUACUCAAUUACCAACUACGUCAACGUGCUUUCAAAUCUUGAUGUUGCCGAAUUAUGCAAGUAGAGAGAUUCUGAAAGAGAGGUUUGAUGUAGCUUUGGAACAUAGUAGUGGGUUUGGUAAUCAUUAG